Molecule: messenger RNA, 2142 nt
Organism: Papilio polytes (common Mormon)
Lineage: Eukaryota; Metazoa; Arthropoda; Insecta; Lepidoptera; Papilionidae
Product: E3 ubiquitin-protein ligase Mdm2-like
Exons: 5
Coding region: 149-1201 (350 amino acids)
Source: RefSeq, a predicted model, not a curated record
UUAGUGUAUCAAAAAAUUCCACAAACGAGUCGAAACGAGUCGAUGUGAAGGAAAACGUACAACCAAAAUUUAACAAUACUAAUCAAACCAAAUUAUCAAUUCAUUCGAAACUUAAUAACAUUAACAGAAGAUAGAAGGUCUGACGAAUAUGAAUACAACUGCUUCGUUCUCAUCAGAACAUUCAUGGAGCAGACGUUGUUCAACUGAGACAGUUUUCAGUAUCCAAGGGAAAGAAACUGAUAUUGUGCGUGAUACGAGUGACACAGAGUGGGCGAGCAGCGAAGAGGAGCGCGACGUGGAGUACGAGCCGGUGACGGAGCCCGAGGACGACGCCCCCCUCUCCUGCCACUCCUCCAGCGACAGCGAUAACGAAAUAAUAAGGACGCAAGUGAUAGAAGUAUCAAUGCGAGACGACGGCGAUCUAGUAUUCGCUGACUCGGAGCAGACGGAGUCCAACGACAGCGACAGCGAACUGGACUUGCACGAUUACUGGCAUUGCGCGCAGUGUCUCGCACGCAACCACAAUCCACUCUACAGAUACUGCGAGAAAUGUUUCAGGGUACGUAAAAACUUCUUCCCGCCGAGGCCGAAGCGAAAACACAAGCGUAACUCUCUCGAGCGCGAGAACACACGGAUAGAUCCAGACGUAAAUAAAGAGGAUAUCGUGUCUAGACUAGAUUCAGACAAUCUAGCGCGUCUAUCGCAGGAUUCGGGGGUGGAGUCUUUAGGUAUCACGUCAGCGUCCAGCCAGGAGUUAGUUCCGAACGAGGCUGGACUUUCGGCUGAUGUUAAAACCGAGACGUUAAGCCAAAAUGUACUAAGACGGAAACGUCGCGCUGAAUCCGCAGAUUGUAGGGACAAGCGUAUUAAAGUCGAUUAUUCAGAUUCCGAAAGCAACUCUGAGAGCGAAAUUAAACCUUUAGUUAAGAUGGUUAGUGACCCAUCUCUAUCGAUACAGGAAAUAGAUUCUGUUAAGUUGUCUAAAAAGGCGAUUAUAAAUUCUAUUAAGGAGAACUUGGAUAGUAAUGACAAUAUGUGCAUAAUAUGCGUUUCUAAGCCGAAGUCCGGUGUGUUUGUCCAUGGUAGGAUAGCGCAUAUUUGUUGUUGUUACAAUUGCGCGGUGAAAGUCUGGGCUAAAGCUAAGCGUUGUCCCAUCUGCAAUUGUAAAGUUAGUAAUGUCCUGAAGGCGGUCGUUAUGUAGUUGGUAGUUUGUAAAUAACUUGUUGGUCGUUUUGUUGAUUAUACUGGUAACUCGCCAGGUUCUGCUGAAAAUAAUUAUAUCCCAUAACUUGUACAAUGGUUUUAUAAGUGUGGUUAUAUCUUGAAUAACCCUUUGUAUAUUCAGGGUACAUGUCUGUUUACCAAUUGUUUAAUGAAUCUAGGUUUAAAUCUAGAUUUAAUGGCUAUGUACCUGAUCAAAUGAUCGCGUGGAUUUUGUAUAUAGGAGUAAAAAUUGCAAAAUACAUUAAAAUUGUCUAGUUCUUAGAGACGUUAAAAGUAAUUUUUUUAUAAUUAGAUUAAAAGUUUUCCACCGAAAAGAGAUAAUAUAUUUUUUAUGUAAGGUCUAGGUUAGGUCCUAAAAUAGCUUAAACACGAAAAAAUAAGGUCAAAUGAGGUUACGACCUAAAUAAACAUAACCUCAAAACUUAUUUAGUUGUCUUUAGUUUUACAUGUAUUAGUAUAGCAAGUAAUACAUACGCUUAUUUCAAAGUUACAUUUAAUAUGUUUUUUUUCUAUUAGGCGACAAUACAUUCGAGUUUCGUACGGUUUUUGUGCAAUAAAAUAAACGUCAAAAUUUGUCAUUGACAGAAAUAUUGGCGCCAAUUUAAAAAAAAAUGUCGACUUGCAUUAAUUUUAGAAAUAUGUUCCUGGUAAAAAUAACAUUUAUAUAUUUAUUAAAAAUGCUUCGAAGAUUAUAAUUAUUAUUUAACUUUCUACUAAAAUCAAGCCCACCAUCUUUUCCUACCGCGUAGAGCUUCUAUCAUUGUUUUUUCGUUAAAUUGAUUUUAUUUCGAAACGUAUAUUGAGAGAUAUGAAUGUGUAUGAGUUCAGAAUGGACACUAACGUAUGGCAAUACUGCCUUUUGUAGUUAUUUUUCGUUAUAAUACGGUUGAUAUAGACCACUCUUGUAAAUAACAAAUG